AUGCACAUCAACAUGAAGACCUACCUGAGCAGUUUAGCACUGAUACUUGCGUGCUUCAUCGGUCAUGUCGUGGGCCAAGAUCUGAAGGGAGAGCUCGAAGGCGUAGGUUUGACCGCAUUAUUUCCUGGGGACCCAGCAUACAAGAAUGCAAGCCGAGCUUUUAACCGUCGCUUUGAUCUGUACCCAGUGGCUGUCGUCUAUCCAGAGAACGCGCAGCAGGUCGCUGCUGCUGUCCAUGUGGGAGCCUCUAAUCAUCUACAGGUUUCUGCCCGUAGUGGCGGGCAUAGCUACAUCGCGAAUGGCCUAGGGGGAGAUGAUGGAGCGCUAGUUAUCGACCUCAGCUUGCUCAAGAAUAUCACGGUUGAUGCCAAUACUGGUACCGCCAUUAUCCAGCCCGGAGCUAGACUUGGAGCCGUUGCUCUAGCCCUGAAUGACCAGGGGCGAGCGCUCCCUCAUGGGACAUGCCCAUACGUUGGUCUUGGAGGCCAUGCAUCAUUUGGUGGAUUCGGCUUUGCGUCCCGGAUGUGGGGGCUUACUCUCGAUCGCAUCGUUUCAGUAGAGGUUGUCCUUGCGAACGGUACGAUUGUCACAGCAUCGAACACGACCAAUACGGAUCUCUUCUGGGCUAUGCGCGGGGCUGGUCCUUCCUUCGGCAUCACCACCGCGUUCACCUUUGCCACAGAGCCCGUUCCUUCGUCAGCGUAUGCGUUCCGGUACAACUGGACUCACCUCCCCGCCGAGGACUUCGCACGCAUCGUCUCAGCAUACCAGAAUUUCGUCCUGACCGACCUGCCGCCGUACUUUGAUGCGGAGCUCAACAUACGCCCAGGUGACCUUCCAGGCACCGCGACAGCUGAGAUGCUGGGCGGAUGGUACGGUAACAUACUGGAUUUGAACGCCACUGUGCAGCCUCUACUGGACACUGUGCCCAUUCAACCCAAUGUGACCAUCGCUGACGGGACGUGGCUGGAGACCCUUGUGGAUUUUGCAGGGUCCAGCUUGAACACGAGCGCGCCUGACACAUCGGACACGUUCUAUGUCAAGUCCUUGAUGACGCCUGAGGACUCGCCCAUGAGCGAGGAGGCCAUUAGCGCCUUUGCGGCAUACGUGACGAGCGAGGGGCACAAGACUAGCACUAUCUGGUUCACGCAACUCGAGCUUUAUGGCGGGCCCAAUUCGGCGAUCAACGCCGUCCCGCUCGACACGACGGCGUUCGCGCACAGGUCCUCCCUGUUUACCAUCCAGUUUUACGCAUCGUCGCCAAACUUCCAGCCUCCGUAUCCUGAAGAAGGAUUUUCGUUCUUGGAUGGUAUGGUCUCGAGUAUCAUAAACAACAGCCCGUCCAAUUGGAACUACGGCGCCUACACGAACUACAUCGACGACAUGUUGAAGAAUUCCUCGUCUUUGUACUAUGCCACGCACUACAAGCGGCUUCAGGCCAUCAAGAAAGAAGUCGAUCCCAACAACGUCUUCCACUUCAAGACAUCCAUCGGGGAACCUUAA
Heterobasidion irregulare TC 32-1 is the source of this 1503-nucleotide messenger RNA. RefSeq lists its product as uncharacterized. Bases 1 to 1503 code for a protein of 500 amino acids. Gene Ontology annotation, molecular function: FAD binding; oxidoreductase activity. The transcript has 9 exons. The record is from RefSeq and is a predicted model, not a curated record. Lineage: Eukaryota; Fungi; Basidiomycota; Agaricomycetes; Russulales; Bondarzewiaceae.